Messenger RNA from Cryptomeria japonica (Japanese cedar), 1215 nucleotides. RefSeq names its product transcription factor bHLH100. Bases 264 to 983 code for a protein of 239 amino acids. Gene Ontology annotation, biological process: endosperm development; regulation of DNA-templated transcription. The record is from RefSeq and is a predicted model, not a curated record. NCBI's taxonomy places the organism in Eukaryota, Viridiplantae, Streptophyta, Pinopsida, Cupressales, Cupressaceae. The transcript is spliced from 2 exons. Gene Ontology annotation, molecular function: protein dimerization activity; DNA-binding transcription factor activity.
AUAGUACAAUAUACCUGCAAAUUCGGUAUUGUUUAGUAGUUGAAUACACAGAUUAACUCGCCCAAAUCAUCUUAGCCAUUGACCACUCUGUACCCUGGAACUCCUAAUUUAAAAAGGACCAAAAGGAACUUUGCAUGAAGCUUCUGCCCAGGGAAGCUUCGACGAUGAAUCUUCAGUUAACCAGUCAAAGAAAAAGAAUCCUGAAAUGGGUAUAUAUAAAAACUUUCACAGCAGUUGAGAGAUCAUAUCUUCAGUGAGCAACAAUGGCGGUAGAAUUGUAUACUCAGUACUUUUCCAGUCAUCCUUCUGAUCUGUCUAAUACAGUUGCUACAAAUGACUACAAUCCCCACAAGCGUUGCUCUGAUCUCACUGUGGAUGAGCUUUUUGGUGAGGCAAAUUCUGAGGAACUCAUUGUUCUUUCAGAGGAAGACAUUAAACGCAGAAGAAGAAACCAGAAUAUAGUCUUGUGUGAAAGAACAAGGAGGAAAAAGAUGAAACAUUUGUUCUCUACUUUGCAGUCUCUGCUACCUGAGUCCACUACCCCCAAGGUACCCAGAUAUUGUAUUAUAGAAGAAACCAGUAAACAUAUUGAGAAUCUCCAAAACAAAGUCCAAGCACUGAAGAAGAAGAAAGCCCAGUUAUUGGCCACACAUUGUAGCAGCACAAAAAAGUCAUUAAGAUAUAACCAUUCAUCAGCCAUUGAGAAAGAGUCCAUAAGGCCUCAUGUGGGUAUACAAGUUUAUAGCAGUGAAACAGCUAUAAUAAGAAUUACUGCCUCAAGAAUGCCAUUAUCUCUCUGCAAGAUUUAUGAGGAGGUUGAAUCACAUGGUUUGGACAUACAGAGUGCAGAUGUUUACAAAGGGAACUCUCUUGUCUUUCUCUAUUUCCAUGCCACAGUAAUUGCAGGAACAGACUGCCAUAACUCAUUAGAAAUGAGCCAGGGCAAACCUAGUCUGCACCAAAUUUUACAGAAGAUAUAUUAAUAUUAUGUUGUUGAGGAUGUAAUGAAAAAUAGGUUGUUCUUAACCACAUAUUUAAAAACAAUGCAUGUUUUCAUUAAAGAGACUGGUAGCUCUUCUCCAAAGGAGGUAGAGUAAGUUUUGGUGAGCAUGUGGUGGUUAUUCAUUUCACCAAUAGAAAAAAUUUAACUGAGAAGUACAUGUUAUCCUAUUGAACUCUGGACAAACAAUUAUUAUUCCUUUUUUUAAAAAUGGG